Messenger RNA from Ostrea edulis (European flat oyster), 2149 nucleotides. Its product is annotated as dipeptidase 1-like. NCBI's taxonomy places the organism in Eukaryota, Metazoa, Mollusca, Bivalvia, Ostreida, Ostreidae. Bases 218 to 1567 code for a protein of 449 amino acids. The record is from RefSeq and is a predicted model, not a curated record. The transcript has 11 exons. Gene Ontology annotation, biological process: proteolysis. Gene Ontology annotation, molecular function: metallodipeptidase activity.
CGACUCGUCAACCGCUAGGGGUUCAGUAUUCAUAACUAUAAAUAUGCUGAUUUUAUGGUACAUUUAAAAUCAAGCGAAGCAUUUAAAUUCUAUCGAAAGACGGGGAUCUCAAACGCCGCGUCGGAGUCUUAUUGCCCGAACUUUUCGUAUUUUUACUGCGACUUACGUUGAAGGGAUUCGAUUGUGAAACUGUCGCGGUUUUGUGUGCAGGAUAGGUAUGUCGGCUUCCUUCGACUCCUCUACGACUUCUUUGACAACUUCCGCGCCCACCACAUUCCGGAAGAGGCGUUCCUGGAAUGAUCGGAUCGGGAUCGGUUUCCUCGUGGUCACUUUCGUAGCCAUCAUCCUCGGACUAGCCAUCGGACUCCCGCUUUCAAAAAGAGACACGGGAGGGGGAGGGGGAGCGCCCCCUUCUACAGAUCUCCAGAAGGCGAUCAAUUUACUGGCAAAUAAUCCGCUCAUUGACGGACAUAACGACUUGCCCUGGCAAUUCCGACAAUACGCCAAUAAUUCUGUGUACUCCGUCAAUCUCGGACAGGACAUGCGCAAUACCUGGACUGAAACGUCACCGAUGGAUGACACGAGUUUUCCCAGAAUUCCGUCACAGACGGAUAUCGGGCGGCUCCAAGCUGGCAAAGUUGGCGCGCAGUUUUGGGCGGUAUUUUGCAGCUGUGCAUCCGUUGAUAAGGACGCCGUGAGAAUGGGUUUCGAUACUAUGGAUGUCAUUCAUAAAUUCAUUGAGAAGUACGACGUCUUCGAACUGGCCACUACUGCACAGGGUAUUACCGAUGUGUUCAAUCGUGGGAAAAUUGCGAGUUUGAUUGGUCUAGAAGGUGGUCACAUGAUUGGAAAUAGUUUGGGUACACUGCGCAUGUACUACAAACUCGGAGUACGAUACAUGACACUGACACACAGCUGCGACACGUUAUGGGCUGAUAGUGUAAAGGCAGAUUCUGAAAACCCUCCGUCCACUAGAGGCUUGACAGAGUUUGGUGAGAAAGUCGUCAAGGAAAUGAACCGUCUAGGGAUGAUUGUGGAUCUUUCACAUACUUCUGUACAGACACAGAAGGACGCCAUAAGACUGUCAAGUGCUCCCGUCAUAUUCAGCCACUCGUCAGCCUACACUCUUUGUAACCACAACCGGAACGUUAGGGACGAAGUCCUGAAUCUCACAAAAGAAAACGGAGGCCUCGUCAUGAUUAACUUUUACAAAAAAUAUAUCGACUGUAGUCCAGGCGACUCCAACGGCACGAUUUCCGACAUCGUCCGUCACAUUGAGUACGUGAGAGAUCUGAUUGGCGUGGACUACGUGGGCAUCGGCGCUGAUUAUGACGGAGUCGACGUGUUCCCGGAUGGAGCAGAGGACGUGUCAAAAUACCCGUAUGUAUUUGAGGUUCUAAUAAAUAGGGGCUGGUCCGACAGCGAUCUCAUUAAACUGGCUGGAGGGAAUCUGCUGAGAGUGUUUAGGGCGGUAGAGACGAUUAGGGAUGGUUUAUCAAGUGAGAAUCCAGAAGAGGAUAUAAUUGAUAAAAGUCUUCGGAAUCAGAACUGCACGACAGGAUACUAAUGUCGAAAAGCAGUCCUUGUUUUAUUAUUCCACUACGUCCUAAUAGGCGUACAUUAAUCAGACAGUAUCUCAUUACAAGUCCACGUCUUCUUUAUACAUAUAUACCUAUAGGCGUACAUUAUCAGACAGUAUCUCAUUACAAGUCCACGUCUUCUUUAUACAUCUAUACCUAUAGGCGUACAUUAUCAGACAGUAUCUCAUUACAAGUCCACGUCUUCUUUAUACAUAUAUACCUAUAGGCGUACAUUAUCAGACAAUAUCUCAUUACAAGUCCACGUCUUCUUUAUACAUCUAUACCUAUAGGCGUACAUUAUCAGACAGUAUCUCAUUACAAGUCCACGUCUUCUUUAUACAUCUAUACUUUCAGUGUACAAAGCUGCAGUUUUCCUCUCAUUAUCACAAGUUUAAGUUGAUGUGUUCGUGGGUGUGAAUAUGUGAUGUCACUAUGACAUUGUUUUCUGCUCUGUAUGUAUUACAUGUUAUAUAAACAGUGAUGUCAAUAUAACGAAUAUUAUUUAGUUAGUUGAUGAUUUAUGAAAUAAAAGCAUGCCUGGGGUAUAUACCCCCACUCUAACAACUUAG